AUUGGUUGAUACGCGUCUCUAUGAGGCCCAUAUUCCAUCGCCAUUACCGACCUCUCAAUCCCUUCAAAUCCCCCCAUUUCUCUCUUUCUCUCUCACUCCCCCACCCAAAGAAACCAAACCAUUUCUCCGUCUCUCUGAAACUUUGUGAUUCUCAAAAGAAUCUGAUUGAAAAAUCUAAAAAAAAAAAAAAAGAAGGAAGAAGAAGAGGAAAAAUGGCUCAGAAAACAGAGAAGGAAGAGACGGAAUUCAAAGUCCCUGAAACCAUACCUCUUUGUGUCAACAACUGUGGGGUCACCGGUAACCCCGCCACCAACAACAUGUGCCAGAAGUGCUUUUCUGGCACAACGACGUCGUCUUCUUCGGCUUCUUCGGCGGCUAGCAAGUCGUCGCCGAAGGUUUUUCACAGAUCUAGCUCGUCGCGAUCGGCGGAGAUGAGAAAGGAGGCGAAAACGGCGUUAUCGACGUUGGGGGCUUCGGAUCGGCCGAGAUCGGAGGUGAACCGUUGCGCCGGGUGCAGGAGGAAGGUCGGGUUGACCGGAUUCAGGUGCCGGUGCGGCGAGCUGUUCUGCUCCGAACAUCGGUACACCGACCGACACGUCUGCAGCUACGACUACAAGGCCGCCGGGCGCGAGGCAAUCGCUCGGGAGAAUCCGGUGGUGAGGGCCGCCAAAAUCGUCAGAGUUUGAUUAUUUCGUAGAAUUUCGAAAAAAAAAAAAAAUGAGGAAAAAAUCUCUAAAAAUUAGAGUCAAAGAUUGAAAAUUUCAUAGAGAUCGCGAUCUCUUUCAAGCUUCGAGAGAGAUAGAGGAAGAGAGAUUGUUGUUGUAGAAGAAGAAGAAGAAGAAGAUCAAAAAUUCUCUCUGAUUGUUCGUGUUCUUAAUCAAUCUCUAAUUAUCUUUUUUAUUUUUAAUUUUAUUUUUAUGUCUUUGCUUGAAAAUGGAAGAUUAUUGUGUCCUAUGA
Molecule: messenger RNA, 957 nt
Organism: Corylus avellana
Lineage: Eukaryota; Viridiplantae; Streptophyta; Magnoliopsida; Fagales; Betulaceae
Gene: SAP5
Product: A20/AN1-like zinc finger family protein
Biological process (GO): protein ubiquitination
Molecular function (GO): zinc ion binding; DNA binding; ubiquitin-protein transferase activity
Source: RefSeq, a predicted model, not a curated record